UUAGGCCCGUAUAAUGUCAGUCAUGUCGGUCGAAGGUUAUCCUCUUCGAACGACAGUGCAUUAUCGACAGGAUGCUUUUGGAUGUCACUGUUAUGAAAAAAUAAACGAGAUGCGUCAACUAAACCAGCUAAGCGAUGUUACUAUCACAGCAGACGACGGAAUGGAAUUUACUGCUCACCGUUUGGUCCUGGCCGCUUCUAGCGCUUACUUCAGAGCCAUGUUUACAAGCGAUAUGAUGGAGAGUCGUGCGGAUAGUGUGAGGAUACAAGGAAUUGAUUCUAAGACAAUGGGAGAUCUUAUUGAGUUUUCAUACUCUGGGAGCAUUGCAAUUACAGUAGACAAUGUCCAAUUAUUGCUGUUUGGUGCAAGCAUGUUGCAGUUGGAACCCGUCUGUGAUGCCUGUGCUGAAUUUCUGAUGUCUCUCCUAACUCCCAGCAACUGUUUGGGAAUAAAACGUCUUGCAUACACUUUGGGAUGCACAGAUCUACGUCAGGCAGCAGACAAGUAUUUAUGCAAGAAUUUCAAUGAAGUAUCCCAGUCGGAUGAGUUCUUACAGAUUGACAAGGCAAGUCUGGUGGACAUGCUCAGUCGGGAAGACUUGCAAGUUAGAUCAGAAGAACAAGUGUUUGAAGCUGCCAUUCGUUGGGUGCGUGCUGAUGUGACGGACAGGUCGUGUUUUCUCUCCGAAGUUCUAAGCCAAGUUCGACUACCUUUACUUUCUCCUCAUUUUCUCAAAGACUCUGUGGCUUCUGAUCCACUCAUUCAUGAUGAUCUGAGGUGUCGUGAUCUUGUUGACGAAGCAAAAGAUUAUCACUUACUUCCAGAUCGCAGAUCACAAAUGCAGACUCCACGGACUGUUCCUAGGCGUUGCAGCAAUGAGAAUGGAGUUAUUUAUGCUGUCGGUGGUCUUAGUUCAUCUGGAGACUCUCUCAAUUCAGUAGAAAUAUUUUGUCCGUUUGAACAACAAUGGUCUUCUGGCGUAACCAUGAACACACUACGGAGUCGUGUUGGAGUGACUGUCUUUGACUACAAACUUUAUGCAAUUGGAGGAUAUGAUGGAGGCCAGCGGUUAAACAGCAUGGAAUGCUAUGACCCAAGCAUUAAGAAGUGGACAUCAUUAACUUCCAUGCACACCCGAAGGAGUGCAGUUGGAUGUGCAGCAAUGGAUGGAAAGAUCUACGUUGUAGGAGGUUAUGAUGGCACAUCGUCACUCAGCAGUAUAGAAGUGUAUGACAUCAAGACUAAUCGAUGGCGAUUUCUAGCUGCAAUGAGCACAUCACGAAGCGCUGCCGGACUUUGUGUGUAUCAAGGUCAACUUCAAGUGCUGGGUGGUCAUGAUGGCCUUUCAAUCUUUAAUAGUGUUGAACAAUAUUCAAUCAUAAAGAAUCAGUGGAGUCCUGCUACACCAAUGCUAGCAAGACGUUGCCGGUUAGGAGUAGCCGUGUUGAAUGGCAAAAUGUAUGCAGUAGGAGGCUAUGAUGGCUCUUCAUUUCUAAGCUCUGUUGAGGUGUUUGAUGCAUCUGUACACCAUUGGACUUCAGUGUCGUGUAUGACGACAAGUCGUAGUCGUGUUGGUGUCGCUGUUGUUGGGACCAAGAUCUAUGCAGUUGGUGGUUACAAUGGAUUAUCAAAUCUGAAUACCGUGGAACAGUAUGAUACUGAACAUGAUGAGUGGCAUUUGGUAACACCUAUGAGUAUACAUCAAGGUGGUGUUGGCGUUGGAGUAUUACCCCGAAUGCCAUAGAUGGAUGAUCACAUUAAAAUAAAAUUCAACAAAAUAUUGUGUACAUUAAUUAAGAAAAUGAUGACCUCUAAAUGAAUCGGCCCAUUUAACUUAGCAAUUUGUUUGUUUGUUUAGUUCGUACAGAUAUUGUAAUAGAUAUCUUGCCGACGAGUAGCUGCAUUCCAUAUAUAUCAUCAUCUAAUUGAAGCAUAUUCAAUGUC
Molecule: messenger RNA, 1944 nt
Organism: Corticium candelabrum
Lineage: Eukaryota; Metazoa; Porifera; Homoscleromorpha; Homosclerophorida; Plakinidae
Product: kelch-like protein 18
Exons: 6
Coding region: 14-1744 (576 amino acids)
Molecular function (GO): protein binding
Source: RefSeq, a predicted model, not a curated record